Rubroshorea leprosula is the source of this 2794-nucleotide messenger RNA. The record is from the annotation of a GenBank genome assembly. Lineage: Eukaryota; Viridiplantae; Streptophyta; Magnoliopsida; Malvales; Dipterocarpaceae.
GGGCAAGGCUUGAAAGGUGAGAUUUGUUGCCGGUACCAAUCCACUUUUCCUUCCCAUCUAAUAAGAUGGAAGAUUGGUCGGGUUGGGCUAAGGAGAUGCUUGCUGAGAACGGCUUUGUGGAGAUAUUGCGUGCUGUCGGGAUUCUUAAGUUAGUAGCUCUAAGUCAGACUCUACAAAUCAGUGGUAAUGUGGAGUGCCUCCGUCGUUUGGAUCCACGGCACAUAGCAUUAACGUUAGAAGAGCGUGCCACCCUAGUAGCUUUGAAGAAAGAGAUGAGGAGAAACGCCAAUGCUCUUCUGGCUCGUGGAGGAGAGAGUACAACAUUGAUUUUUCGACUUAGAUGCGGUACUUUUGAAUGGGCAAAGUGUAUUCCUCUGGCAAUUCCAUUGGUUGAAGGUGUGAAACUCCCUUUAGCCCCGCUAAUGCUAGGUACGCUCUAUCACAUGCUUGAUUUGCUCCGCUUUGAUGAGAUUCUUGGUGCCAACUAUUACAUCAUUGAGUCACGUAGGACGUGGAGUCUAGAGUGCUACUAUCUGGAGAAGGUUGCAAGACAGUUUGGUUAUGAUCAAGAUGUACCUCAUGUUUCUUCUUCGGACAAGACAGAUUGGAAUAAGGCCAUGCAGCCUUACAUUGAUGAAGUUACCACAACCAUGUGGAGCGAGGGUGCUGCCACACUUAGGUUUUUUAGUAUUGCGAUAAUGUCAACCAGGUUGUCCCCCAUGCUGGAGUAUUGGGGGACACUGCUGAAGAAGUUUGAAGCUUUCAUUCAAUCAUUAUCGGAAGUGGUGGAGUAUGAUCCUACUUCCCUGGAUUGGAGGAUAAUGGAUAGUGGGUACCCAUCUAUCCUCCCAUUCGUGGCAUGGCAAAAGAGGAGUAUAACCAGGCUGGUGCCGUUGGUGAAGAACUUGGAAAGAGCCGAUGAAGCUGCCCCUCCCAAGAGGUCGAUUCUAGGUAAAAGGAAAAGUGUUACCCAUCCGCCUAAGAGUAGAGCAUGUAGAACUUCUACUUUGCCAACCAGCAAGCAAAGUAAGGCUAAAGCGUCAACACCCUUCAAGGCCAAAACUGCCAAGGAAAAAGAUACAAGCCAUGAUAGUAAGAGUAAUGAGAGUUCUUGGGGUGAUCCAAAUCCUGUCGUGAUUGACCAGAUCAAGAGAUUGAGACUCGUUCAUGGUGGUGGGUGCUUGGGUGAGAAGUAUUAUGAUUCGAGUGCUUCAUUCCAGUCACCAGCUUCCAGCAAAGGCUUUGGUCUGAUCCACAUUCCUAGUGACGAUAAAGUUUUGUCUAAGUCUGAAGAGGCUAAGCGAGUGGAAGCCUUGGCAAUGAACAUGGAGGAAGCCUUGGCAAACCUUGAAGUUCGUUGGAAAAUUUUGGCCAGUGAAAUAGGUGAGCCUCCGCUUCCUGACAACAUACUUAAUGUUGUUGACUUUAUCAUUAAUUGGAGUGAUCCUGCAGCCUUCACAGUUGAGUCGGCGAAGAAGGCUAAAGCCAGCAAAGUUCCGCCACAAAAGCCUACUACGACUAGGGGAGGUGUGAAGGUUUCAUAUGGCACCCCCAGUAUGACAAAAAAGCCUGAAACAGCGAAGACUCAACCAGAAUCGCGUCCCAUUAGCGAACUACCUCUUUUCAAGGUUGGUGACUUUGAAUUGGUUCUCGGAGGAUUUAUACCAAUGAGGAAAACUGGUGCUGCCAUCAAUGAGAAAGGUGUUGAGAAAGGCGAGGCCAAGGUUGCAAUCGGUGUUAGUAAAGAAAAGGGAAAGAAGGUCACUAAGCACACCAAUCAUGAGCUCAGCAAGAAAGUUACUGACCUCGGUGAGGCUGAGCAUAGUAGUCAGUCGUCCACGGCUUUAGCUAAGUUAGGUAGGAUCGAUGAUUCGAUCAUGAGGCUGCUCAAGAAUCUUGAUGAGAUGAAUGAGUAUAGGGAUGUCUCACUAGCUCAGUUUGGCUUAGUGCCCCUGGGUGUUAAGAAAGUGGUGGUCAAGGAUGCCUUCUCAAUUCUUUGUGCGACCAUGCGGCACAUAGAGGUAACUCCUUUUGUUGAAAUGAAUGAGGACUUUUUCUAUUUGUGUAAGGAUGCCCUUGAGGAUGCUGAGAGCAUAAACUUUGAAGUCAAUGCCCUUCGCACACAUUUAUCAAACUUGGCAACGGCAUACCUUGGGAUGACUAAGUUCGGCAUGGCCGAAGGUGACAUGGCUAAGAGCUUGGAUGAGCGAAUCAAGGAGCAGGUGAAGCAUAUUGAAAAGAUGGAGAAGUCUUUGGUCGAGACAAAAGAACUUGUCAUCAAACUGGAAGAAGGACUGGUGUCAGCCAAGGCGUACCUAGGAUCGCUCAAUUAAGAAAAAGAACGUUUGGACUCCAGUGGUGUGAUUGAGUUUUGCCAUGCCUGUAUGGAAGUUGCCAAAGUCUUUGGAGACAAGCUGGACCCCUUUCUACCAUGAGUCAGCCUCAAGUCCCAACCUUCUCUUCAUUUUUAUUCCUUUUCCUUUAUAGUAUGUUGAUUGUUGGCCAUGUCACCAUGAUGUAACCCUUUAGUCAUGUUUGUUCUGAGUUGAACAUCUUUGCUUCCAACGAAGUCUGGACCUUGUUGCUUGUUUAUUUUCUUGCUCGUUUCUCUCUGUUAUUCUGAUAUAUCAACUGGACAGACAAAUUUGUAUUGAAGAAAUGGAUCAGGGAAGCUGUUCUAGAUCAUGUUAUAUGAUGCACUUCUUCUUUUUCUCUCUUCUCCCUUUUUAUUUUUUUUUUUGAACACUCCUUGUCCUUUUAUAGUGGUAGAGCAAAAUGAAAGGAGUCUAAAUAA